AUGGACAUCAAAAGUAUCAACGCAAAUUUUGAAUCAGUUAAAGCCAGUUACAAUAUAGAAUAUGAAGCUAAAGUGGAGCAGCUUCAAGUUGUUUUGUCUGUGCUGAAAGGACGAAAUGUAUUAGCCUUACUUCCAACUGGAUUUGGAAAAACUUUAUGUGUAGCCAUACCAACCAUGCUGUCAGAAGAUAAAGAUUGUAUAACGAUAGUCAUAUCUCCAUUGACUUCGCUGAUCGAUGACCAAAUAUGCAGACUUAAUAAACUGAAUGUACGCUGUGCUAAAAUAACAGGAAUAGGUGAAAUGGAAAGGCAGACAGUAACAGAAAUAACCAAUGGAAAGUAUUCAAUUGUCUUCUCAUCGCCUGAAUCAGUUUUAAAGCCUUAUUGGAAAACUGUCUUCCUCUCAGCUACGUGGCAAACUCACUUGAAAUUAAUUGCAAUCGAUGAGGCGCAUUGUAUAUCCGAAUGGGGGGAUGAUUUCAGAAAAGAUUACCAGCAGUUGUACGAGCUAAGAAGCUUCUUUGGAGCUCCUUUGAUGGCAUUGACUGGGACUUCAACAAAAAAAGUUAAAAAGGACAUAGUGGAACACUUGCAACUACUAGACGAAGACACUGAUCUUGUAUACAAGUCACCAGAUAGGCCAAACCUAUAUCUACAAAUCUUAAAAAAAGAAAGCACGGAUUACGAUUCUUGCUUAGACUGGUUAAUAAACCAUAUUCGCACUAAUGGCAAGAAAUCGAAAAAAAUUAUUGUUUACUGCAGAUCUAUUGACGCAGUAUCUGAAAUAUUUUGUUGUUUAAAAGAUAGUCUCGGUAAAAUGGCUUAUGUUGACGGAAUUGUGGAUGGUAAUCAAGUACUUCUGGAGAUGUAUCACAAAAGCACACACCAGGAUUCGAAAGACCGAAUUAUCAACGAAUUCAAGACAAAAACUAGUCGUAUCAGGUGCGUUAUUGCUACCGUGGCGCUAGGCAUGGGUUUGGAUAUUUCAGACAUAGACUUAGUUGUCCAUAUUGGCUGUCCAAAAACAGUUCUUUCCUAUUGGCAAGAGGCGGGUCGUUGUGCUAGGGAUGGUCGACAGGGAUAUAGUUUGAUCUUGUAUGACAACUUUACUCUUGCCCUCAAGACAACAGACAAAGAUAUUGCUGAUAUUGUAAAAAAUAAAGACGGGAAAUGCAUUCGAAAGCAAAUUUUAGAUGUAUUUUCUGAUGAAGACAGCAAUCAAGAAAUUGAAAAAGAAUCUUGUGAAGGUUGUGAAUUGGAUUGGUGUCAAUGCAGCAUGUGCAAGUGUUGUACACUUUGUGCCUCUAAAUGUCAGUGUCACACAAGAUGUAGUUUUAGUGUACAGAAAUUUUUAAAUGAAAUUCAGAAUGUAAAUACUACAAAUACAGACUGA
Mytilus trossulus (common blue mussel) is the source of this 1392-nucleotide messenger RNA. RefSeq lists its product as uncharacterized. Gene Ontology annotation, biological process: double-strand break repair via homologous recombination. The coding region runs from base 1 to 1392 and encodes 463 amino acids. Gene Ontology annotation, molecular function: nucleic acid binding; ATP binding; four-way junction helicase activity. Gene Ontology annotation, cellular component: cytoplasm; chromosome; nucleus. Lineage: Eukaryota; Metazoa; Mollusca; Bivalvia; Mytilida; Mytilidae. The record is from RefSeq and is a predicted model, not a curated record. The transcript has 2 exons.